AUGGAGCCUCGCGCCCGCGCCGCCAAAAAUGUUGGCAAAAUGAACUUCAGCCACAACGAGCUGGCUCAACUACUAUACGCCCACGGCGACGUAAGGAAUCCGCUCCCCGAAACGAUUCGCGUGCUCGACGAGAUCGUAACCGAGUUCAUCCAAGGCAUGGCCUUCGAGGCGACGCGCGCAGCCAACUACGCGGGAAGGCAGAAGGUCAAAUACGAGGACUUUGAAUUCGCGUUCCGCAAGAACGACGCCUUUCUCGGAAAGGUCCAGGAGGUCUUUGAGAAGAAGGGCGAGAUCGAGUCGGCCAAGAAGAUUUUCACAAAGGACGACGAGGCGGUGCUCAUGAAGGACGCCGCGGACCAGGAGCACGGCAAGAAGGAUAAGGCUGCCAACGGUACGGGCGAGGCUUCGAGUGCGGCGGACGCGGCGGUGAAGCAAGAGGAGGAGCUGGGCGAGGCCGACGACGACGCUGAUGCCGAAAGUGAGGUCGCGGGACGACCGUCGAAAAGGGUCAGAUUGGACGGGGACGGGAAGUGA
Molecule: messenger RNA, 534 nt
Organism: Colletotrichum costaricense
Lineage: Eukaryota; Fungi; Ascomycota; Sordariomycetes; Glomerellales; Glomerellaceae
Product: transcription initiation factor IID
Exons: 2
Coding region: 1-534 (177 amino acids)
Biological process (GO): transcription by RNA polymerase II; RNA polymerase II preinitiation complex assembly
Cellular component (GO): transcription factor TFIID complex
Molecular function (GO): protein heterodimerization activity
Source: RefSeq, a predicted model, not a curated record